Messenger RNA from Athalia rosae (coleseed sawfly), 2638 nucleotides. Its product is annotated as serine/threonine-protein kinase dyf-5. Gene Ontology annotation, cellular component: cytoplasm; nucleus; cilium. Gene Ontology annotation, molecular function: protein serine/threonine kinase activity; ATP binding. Lineage: Eukaryota; Metazoa; Arthropoda; Insecta; Hymenoptera; Athaliidae. The transcript is spliced from 11 exons. The record is from RefSeq and is a predicted model, not a curated record. Gene Ontology annotation, biological process: protein phosphorylation; cilium assembly; intracellular signal transduction. The coding region runs from base 214 to 2022 and encodes 602 amino acids.
CCAGUUGUCAUGGAAACGUAGACUACGGAGUUCGUGCGUUGGCAAAAGUCAAUUCAGAAUCGGUGAAAAAAAUUGACGUUGAGGACCAGCUAACGUCAUAAAUAAUAGUAAUUACCGUUGCAAAGAACUUACGAUGACCGCGCUCACAGGUACCAAUGACUCAGUCGACCAGUCUUCUCUGCUUUGAGAACUUGUGUAAAUUGCAACGUGCAAAUGAAGAUGAAUCGGUACAUUACAUUGAAUCAAUUAGGAGAUGGAACAUACGGGUCUGUUGUACUCGGCCAAAGGAUUGAUACAGGAGAAAAAGUUGCAAUCAAAAGAAUGAAACGAAAAUACUAUUCCUGGGAGGAAGCGAUGAAUCUACGGGAGGUCAAGUCACUGAAAAAAUUGAGUCAUGCAAACGUGGUGAAGCUUAAGGAAGUAAUACGAGAGAAUGAUAUUUUGUACUUUAUUUUUGAAUACAUGAAAGAGAAUCUUUAUCAACUGAUGAAGGACCGCGACAAACUGUUUCCUGAACCAGUGAUCAGAAAUAUGGUUUUCCAAGUCUUGCAGGGUUUGGCUUUCAUGCAUAAGCAUGGUUUUUUUCAUCGUGACAUGAAGCCUGAAAAUUUGCUGUGCAUGGGACCCGAACUGAUCAAAAUUGCUGAUUUUGGUUUAGCCAGAGAAAUCAGAUCUCGGCCCCCCUACACCGAUUAUGUGUCAACUAGAUGGUACAGAGCACCAGAAGUCUUGCUACAUUCUACAACUUACAAUAGCCCAAUAGACAUAUGGGCUGUUGGUUGCAUAAUGGCAGAACUAUACACUUUCAGACCGUUGUUUCCUGGCAAUAGUGAAAUCGAUGAGAUAUUUAAAAUCUGUUCUGUAAUGGGUACGCCAGACAAGGACGACUGGCCGGAGGGUUACCAGUUGGCUGCGGCCAUGAACUUUAAAUUUCCAAACUUUAGUCCAAUGUCUCUGAGUAAACUGAUACCAAACGCCGGUCAAGAAGCUGUAACGCUUAUGGAAGAAAUGUUGAGAUGGAAUCCUGUCCAACGACCAACUGCGCAGCAAUCGUUGAGGUAUCGAUACUUCCAAGUAGGCGGCCCCCGGCAAAUCUCUAGCAAAAAAAUGGCCGUAGGAUCUCAACAAGAACUAGUUCUCAACAAAGUCAAUCUACCUACCUCUAUAAUUGCUGCAAACGGUGGUUAUAAUCAAUCUGAAACAAUCAACACCGUAGUUCAAACUAGGCUACAAGAAAAAGUUCCCGUACAACAGCCGGUGAUGCCAUUGUAUGCUCGCAAUAACAACAGCAACAUUAAUAACAAUAAUAAUAGUAAUAACAACAACAACAACAACCGAAAACGAGAGAAGAAUCCGAUAAAAUGGGAGGAAGACGAAUUUGCGGAUCUUUUGGGGGGUAAGAUUUUACCGGACAACUCGACUACCAAGUUGUUACCAGAUCGAGUUUAUAAAGAAAAUCGUUCUAACUGGAACACGAAUUACCCGAACAAUCACCAGGAAGGCACGAUCAAACAAAUCAAUACAAAAUGGACGCAGCCUGCCUGGAAUGAGUCGAUUCCAGGUACGAAUUGGACGAGAGGUCAAUCAACGAUGAAAAGUUCAACUCGCAAAGUUUCAGCGAAGCAACAUUACCUCGGCGUAGCGAGAUACAUCGCUGGACAAAGUACCGCGCUACCAACCAGAAACGGUGACGCAGAUGUUGCUAGACCUAGAGUAACUUUGAACGGCAUUAUCCCUCCAGCUAUCGAAAACUUGGAUGAGACUUUUGAGAGUUUCGGUGGAUCUCAAGACGCGAUUGAGAACCAAGCAAAACAGCAUUAUCUUACUCGUAGUCGUUACGUUGCUGGUCAGAGCACAAGGAUGCCAUAUCCCAGCGUCUAUGGCACAACUUCCAUGGGUAAUUCAGUCGAAGCAACGAACAAGACUUCCCUCCAGUCGAACCUGUUUGGAAGUGUUUUGAAUGCUCGAUCGAGUGGUGGAUUGCAUGGUAGGACAGAUUGGGCUGCGAAAUAUUUGAAUUAAUCAUCAAAACUUUGAUAUUCUACAUUACAAAUGGAUGGAUCGGAGUAAAAUAUGUUAGAACAUAGUAUUUCUAGAUUAGUCUAGUAGUAGUAGAGAAUAGAUUAUUUACCCAACUGUGAUAGGACCUGUAUUUGAUGUUUUAUUUUCUUAAACAUAAUUGUAUUGUGUAUGUAUUUAUGUAUAUGUAUCAUGUAUGAUGAUGUAAUCCGUAUAGAAACUAGAGGAUGAGGGAUAUUCAUUGAUUGUAAAGAGUAAUAAUCAAAUUAGUACGUGAAAAAUAAUAAUCUGGUCUACUAAUCGCGAGGUAAAUGUAUAAGAAUGAAAAGAAAACUCACUCGAAAGCUCGGUGUAGUAGCCUUUGCAGUCUAGUCGAUAAUCAAACUUAGUAUUUAGCGAAAACAGCAAAAAAGAAAUUCACAAGCGUCCUUUAAACAUGCGCUUAAUAUAACGUACUUACUAAUUGUUCACAUAUUUGUAAAUUGAGUAUCUAGAUUACUGAAAUGGUCUUAUGGAGCUGAUUUAUUGACGGUUAAAGAGAUAUUCUGUAUAAGAAAAAAACCAUUAUGUAAGUUGCCUGUUUACAUUAUUGAUAAUAAACAUUUCAAUCAUUUCAAAA